GGCUCCUCCUGAGUGCCGGACAAUGAGGGACGACAGGAGUUGAACACGCCCCUGGAGCCCAGAGGUACUUCCGGUCCCGGAACAGUUGCCAUGGAGACGGGAUAGUUUACACACAGCUGCGCUGAAGCCAAGAGCUGAACAGAAUGAGCAGCAGACCGAGCACUGUGCGCGUAUUUGCCCGGGUUAAACCAACACCACAUUUCGCUCAUGAGAUCAUCAGAUUUGGGGAAGAUAAUAAGACAGUAGAUAUCCACAUCAAGAAAGAUGACAGGCUCGGUGUUGUCAAUAACAAGCGCUCUGAUUGGUCCUUCAAAGUGGACGGCUUACUUCACAAUGCCUCACAAGACACUGUCUAUGAUACUGUGGCAAAAUCAGUUGUUUCCAAAGCACUUGAUGGAUACAAUGCUACAAUCAUGUGUUACGGGCAGACAGGAGCAGGAAAAACAUUCACAAUCACAGGAGGGACUGAAAACUACAAACUUCGAGGCAUCAUCCCAAGAGCUUUGCAGCAGGUGUUUAAAGAGAUUGAAGGGAAAAGUGAUCAGUCCAUUACAGUGCGGAUUUCAUACCUGGAAAUCUACAAUGAGACGCUCUAUGACCUCCUUUCCACUGUUCCAGAUGCCUCAGCCCCUGACACACAAAUGACCAUAGUAGAUGAUGCUCAGGGAGUGUUUGUCAAAGGCUUAUCCCUAAACCUUGCCUCCAAUGAGGAGCAGGCCUUGAACCUUCUCUUUGAGGGGGAGACAAAUCGAAUCAUUGGGUCACAUGUCCUGAAUAAAAACUCAUCCAGAUCUCACUGUAUUUUCACUAUUCAUGUGGAGUCUCGUUCCAGAAUUGUUUCUGAUGCAAAGUAUACUAUGUCAAAAAUUAACCUGGUGGAUCUGGCAGGUUCAGAGCGUCUGGGUAAAACUGGGUCUGAAGAGCAGGUCCUGAAGGAGACCACAUACAUCAAUAAGUCUCUCUCAUUCCUGGAGCAAACAAUAAUUGCCCUCACUGAUCGCAGCCGAGACCACAUUCCCUUCCGGCAGAGCAAACUCACCCAUGCCCUCAAGGACUCCUUAGGAGGCAACUGCAACACAAUUCUUGUAGCCAAUAUCUAUGGAGAGGCCUCUCAGCUCAACGAGACUCUCUCUACUCUGCGCUUUGCCAGCAGGAUGAAAUGUAUCCCUGCCGAGUCUGUGGUGAUGGAGCACUACGAUCCUGUGAGAGUUGCUCGAAACCUGCAGAAAGAGAUUGACCAUCUAAGGCAAGAGCUGGCUAUUCAUGACACAUUGAACAAUCGAACUCGGGUCAGUUACGAGCCUUUCAAUGAGAGUCAAAUUGCAGAAAUUAACACUCAAGUUCGGCGCUAUCUGGAUGGCACAGUGGAUGAGAUUGAUAUACGGAACCUGAGGCAAAUCCAGGAAAUUUUUAAUCAGUUCAAGCUGAUACUGAGCCAACAGGAGAUGGAGGCAGAAGCUCGACUGAGACAGAAAUACACCCUGAUAGACAAAACUGACUUUGUGACUGUCACAGCUGCUCAGAAGGCUGGGCUUUUAGACACGGAUGGGCGGAUGGUUGGGGAAGUAGAUGGGCAGAGUUUUGGUAUUGGAGUUGCUCCUGGUUCAUCCAAGCCCAGCAGCUCUCUGCAGUUUUCUGCAAGAAAAUCCAAGAGCAGAAAAUCAAAGGAACGGUCCAGCCCUGUGAGUCGGAAAGAAGGAGUGGGAAGUCCAGUCCUGGGCAAGGAACAAGAAGCUUUAUCUUCUUCAAAAUCCUAUUUGCUAACAGCUUCGGCCAGGGAGCUGGACCUCAAAGAGACCGCAGUCAAAGAGCAACCUGAGCUGGGAAACCUGGAUCCGCAACCUGCAGAGGCAACAGUCAAGGAGGAUCGCAGUCUGUCCAGCUCUCCUCCUCCUAAACCAUCUGCUUUCGAAGACUUUAAAGUGGAACGGGGCAGUGAGCUGAAUCGCAUAUUUAAGGAGAAUAAAACUAUUCUUGCCGACCGCAAGCGAAGGCUCAAGGACGUCACCCAGAGAAUAAACCUCAUGAAGAAAGAGAUGGACACCACUACGCACACUCUCAAUGUGGCCAAAAUAGAAAGAGAAAAACAAGGGGAAUACAUUAAUGAGGAAGGGCAGGUUAUCAUUGAUGAGCACGAGUUUAUUCUGAUUGUCCGGCUGAAGGAUCUGAAGAAACAAUACAGGGCAGAUUAUGAAGAACUGCAGGACCUGAGGGCCGAGGUGACAUAUUGCCAAAAACUGGUGGAUCAGUGUCGGCACAGACUGCUCACAGAAUUUGAAGUUUGGUAUAACGAGUCCUUUGUCAUUUCGGAAGACAUGCAGACUUCAUUGAAGUUUGGUGGCAGCAUAAGGCCCGGACUUAUUCCAGCCAAUAAGCUCCUAGCACUGGGGGAGGAUGAGCAGGAGACGUUGGAAAGGCUGCAGCAAGAGCUUCUGAUGGAGGUUCCCGGUUCCCUCCCUUUUCACAACGCCAGAAGCAACGUAGAGAAAAAGCACAAGUACAGCAGAGCCACGGCACAGCUCACCCCAUCCAAAAAGAAGCCUAACGUGAUCACAAGCACAAUAAAGAACAAACCCCCUUCCAUGUUAUCAGCUGCAUAGGAGCCCAAGGGAAUCUACUCUUACUGCACUGACUGGCUUCCUAAUCCCCUGGGCCUCACACAUGGAAUUUACACAACUUUUGGCUCUGAAAUAAAGGAUUUGGGAAGGUU
Messenger RNA from Xenopus laevis (African clawed frog), 2710 nucleotides. It is a transcript of the gene kif9.S, whose product is annotated as kinesin family member 9 S homeolog. Gene Ontology annotation, molecular function: microtubule binding; microtubule motor activity; cytoskeletal motor activity. Bases 144 to 2600 code for a protein of 818 amino acids. NCBI's taxonomy places the organism in Eukaryota, Metazoa, Chordata, Amphibia, Anura, Pipidae. Gene Ontology annotation, cellular component: microtubule; plasma membrane bounded cell projection. The transcript has 21 exons. Gene Ontology annotation, biological process: microtubule-based movement. The record is from RefSeq and is a predicted model, not a curated record.